AUGGCGGUGGCAGACGUACUGGUUGGUGCUUUAUCCAUGCCGUUAACCGCUACUGUUGAUUUAUUGACUGCUCAUCAAACGCUUCUGGAUCAUGUCUGUAUAUUUCACCUCGUUGGCUUAGCUGCGAUGUAUUGUGCUGGUGGGACAGUCGUGCUUCACUCGGCAUUCAUAGCCUGGGAACGAUUCUUGGCUGUCAAGAAAUGGAGGGUAUACAAAGUGAUUGUGACACAACGCCUUAUGAAAAAACUUGUCGUGGUCGCUUGGAUGCCUGCGGCAAUCAUAGCAACACCAUACGUAAUGAUUGGGGCUGGUGUAGAUCUUAAAGUAUAUGAAAACUUAGCUCUGAUACGGGGUAUUGGUUAUGUUUUCUUCAUCGUGUUAAUCACAUAUUUUAACACUAUGGUGUACCUUGAGUUACGUAAGCGAAAAAGAAUCAAAACCCUUAAGGUUAACUCUCUAAUCAAAGAAAAGUUGGACUCUAAAGUUGCUAAGAUGACUGUUUUGAUGACUUGUGCAAUGCUUUUCUCGUUUCUUCUUCCAGAGGCGUGUCUCUGGUUGGGAUAUUUGUUCCCAGUCUUUCGGAAAAACUCGGCUUU
This is a messenger RNA of Pocillopora meandrina, 596 nucleotides long. Lineage: Eukaryota; Metazoa; Cnidaria; Anthozoa; Scleractinia; Pocilloporidae. The record is from the annotation of a GenBank genome assembly.